AUGCCCGUAAAGAUGCGUAGACCAGGUGCCAGAGCUGCUUCAUCGACGAACAUUGCGGCAAAGAUGGGCAUGGCAGGUCUCACCGCUGCCCAAGGCCAGACAGCCGACAAAGAGGGCGACAAGUUUGGUAAACGGAGAUCUGCAUCAUCACAUGCCUUGGCUCAACACCAGCCUCGCCCAUUCUCCAGGACAGGCUCACAGUCCAAAUUGCUCCAUAAAUCAAACGGUAAACAGCCUGCUCAGCACCAUGACUCGCCUGUUGCGGACGACGAAGACUGGGUUUCGAGCUCGAGUGCGGUUGCAAGUCCAGCGCCUGAACCAAACGACGAAGAGGAAGAUGAGGCUAUCUAUGUGAACCCACACCUUCACGGACGAACAGCCCAUCACGAGUCCCCUCCAGCGACACCCCGCCGGUCGAAUACUCGAGCGCUCCCCCAGGACCAGCGCCACCACCCCAAUAGUGACCUACGUAAUAACAAUAAUAAUAAUCCUGGUGCUCUCCACCCGAAUCCCACAGGUGCCCAGCGCCAUCACACCACAGAACCAAAUCACAUCCGCUUCGUUGGUGAACCUGGGCAUCUGCAUCAUCAACAUCCGCUCGACCAACGAAUACAUCACAACGGCGCCGCCCAUCAUGUGUCGCCCCCGCCUCGCAUGUCCGCAGUAGACGAAGCAAUGGGCCAGCCCAGCAGUUCUGUAGUCCGGAUAGCAGGCCCAUCGGUGCCUGAGCAAGCUAACAAGCCGGAUGCUGAGUUGCUUCUCAACGGGGAUGGACGACGAGGAAGGGGAGAGCAGGCUUCGCAUUCAAGAGAUGAACAACGAGUGCACGUCAAACAGCAUCAGGAUCAGAUAAUUGAGGCUUCUCCGCGGCAAAUAGCUGCGACGUCCGCUGUGCGGCCGGCUGUACCCGAGGAUGCAGACGUCGGCGGCGCCCACGUUGGUCAAGGAGAUAGCGGGAGAAUGUCGACGCAACGCGGUUUCGGCGCUGCCCUGACCCCUUUAACCCAGGUUGAAGAAGGCACCCCUUCAACUCCUUUGGCCCCUUCCACCACGAAUGCGACAGUCUCUCGAUCCGCGUCUGCAACUCGCCCAUCCAUGCUAAGGAGAGACACAACGCCCAACACGGUAUCUCGUUCUCCUAUCGUUGACCACCCUCCGCGAUCUCAAACACCGCCGGCCAGCAUGACCCACGACGAGAUGGUGGCGAACAACAACAAGCGGCAUUCUAUUCAUUCUACGGGUGCGCAACGCAGGCCAAUGUCGCUCUUCCAGCCCUCUCUGCAGGGCAAACGGCACUCUGUCGCCUCUAGGCCGCUCUCACAGCAUAUCCCGGGUCAUCCAGCACCCAUUUCCCUUUUAGCUCGACUUAAUACGUUGCAGAGUGGUAAUGUCACCGCAGCCCCAGCGGUGUCCCCAACCUAUGAGAACGAGGACGAAUCAGCGUAUGCCUCAAUGUCGCCCACUCGAUCGCGUGCAGGCCACACCCUACGAAGGCGUGGUUCGGUGGCCUCGAUCAACUCUGUCGCCACUGCGCCCGUUACAUCAACCUCUUCUGCUACCGCUCAAGGUGCGACGGCGUCGCCCACAACGCAGGCAACGACAUCGUCUGCCAUUUUGCAUAAUCUAGCUACCCGGCCGACCAAGCAUCUCUCCAUGACUUCUCGAUCUGAUGUGCGACCGGACGUACGACGAUCUGAGCUCCGCGUAGACGACAAUCCGCUCUUCGUUAGCCAAUUCUGCCAUACGAGAGCGUUUAACUCAAAGGGUCCGGAGCGCUGCCUUGGAGAGGAAAUGGCGGGCGAGGAGGAAUGGGAGUCUCAUCUUUCGAUCGCAAGGUAUCAUAAUCUUAUGCGAGAUAGCAUCGGUCGUAUCACGGCCGCGAGGAGCUUACGCUCAAAGUAA
This is a messenger RNA of Serendipita indica DSM 11827, 1902 nucleotides long. The record is from the annotation of a GenBank genome assembly. Lineage: Eukaryota; Fungi; Basidiomycota; Agaricomycetes; Sebacinales; Serendipitaceae.